Molecule: messenger RNA, 2692 nt
Organism: Myotis myotis
Lineage: Eukaryota; Metazoa; Chordata; Mammalia; Chiroptera; Vespertilionidae
Gene: MTFR1L
Product: mitochondrial fission regulator 1 like
Exons: 8
Coding region: 783-1661 (292 amino acids)
Biological process (GO): aerobic respiration; mitochondrial fission
Cellular component (GO): mitochondrion
Source: RefSeq, a predicted model, not a curated record
GACCAGGUCCGAGUGCAGCCCGGGAGGAGGGAGCGCGGCCUAGUGCGGGCGCCGUGCGGGCUUCGCAGCUGCUGCUCCCGCGCCGGCUCUCGCGGGAGCCGGUGUUGUCGGCCGCAUUUGGCGAGGGGGAAACGGAGUCCCCACGGGGUAGCGGCUCGUCCGCGUCCCCAGCUUCGGUGGCCGAGCGACCCCGGAGGCUUCUCGCUUCGACCGCGGUCCUUGCGGGCCGGGCCGCCGCUGCCUCCUCGCUCCUUCUGGGCCUGGCCCGGCCUGUGGGUCCGGGACCGCCGGGCGGGCCGCGGGAACUUGGCCGACCUUGGCCCUGUCGGGUCGGCCGUGGCGGGGAGGGGAGGCGUGGCCGGGCAAGGUCCCCCGGCGGCCCCCGGCGCCGCUGUCCGCCCAGCAAAGUUCCGCCGAGCGCGGCGGCCCCCGUGGGGCGCCCGGGACCCAGGAGUGAUGAGACCGGGCCCGGCCCGGCUCCCGGGAGACCGUGUGUAGACACGACCCCGGCCUCGAGAGGGGCUGCGGGGCGCAGAGGCGAAGUUUUGCCUCAGGAAACCAAGGGCCCAGGAGGGCUUCCAGGGUUGUUCAAGCUCAUGCAACAAGUCUGAAACAGAACCUUGGGUCUGGAUUUGGAAGAGCCAUUAGUGGGCGAGGGCAGUCUCUUGAGCUGGUUUUCUCCCCCAUGAAAUGAGGGGAACUCUGUUCCGCAAGAUGGCCUGAUAUGAAGGAAUCACGCCUCCCCAAGCUGCCCUGUCCUUCAAGUGCAGGAGCCGGUUGAAAUGUCGGGAAUGGAAGCCAAUGCGACCAUCCCGAUCUGGCAAAAUAAACCGCAUGGGGCUGCUCGCAGUGUAGUGAGAAGAAUUGGGACCAACCUGCCCCUGAAGCCAUGUCCCCGGGCGUCCUUUGAGACCCUGCCCAAUGUCUCUGAUCUGUGUCUGAGGGAUGUGCCCCCAGUCCCUACUCUGGCUGAUAUCGCCUGGAUUGCUGCAGAUGAAGAGGAGACAUACGCCCGGGUCAGGAGUGAUACACGCCCCCUGAGGCACACUUGGAAGCCCAGCCCUCUGAUUGUCAUGCAGCGCAAUGCCUCAGUGCCCAACCUGCGUGGGUCCGAGGAGAGGCUCCUGGCCUUGAAGAAGCCAGCCCUGCCGGCCCUGAGCCGCACCACAGAGCUGCAGGAUGAGCUGAGCCACCUGCGCAGCCAGAUUGCUAAGAUAGUGGCAGCGGAUACAGCUUCGGCUUCAUUAACGCCAGAUUUCUUAUCUCCAGGAAGUUCAAAUGUCUCUUCUCCCUUACCUUGUUUUGGAUCCUCAUUCCACUCUACAACUUCCUUUGUCAUUAGUGACAUCACUGAGGAGACCGAGGUAGAGGUCCCCGAGCUUCCAUCAGUCCCCCUGCUUUGUUCUGCCAGCCCUGAAUGUUGCAAACCAGAACACAAAGCUACCUGCAGCUCAUCUGAAGAGGAUGACUGUGUCUCUCUGUCCAAGGCCAGCAGCUUUGCAGAUAUGAUGGGGAUCCUGAAGGACUUUCACCGGAUGAAACAGAGUCAAGAUCUGAACCGGAGUUUACUGAAGGAGGAGGACCCUGCUGUCCUUAUCUCUGAGGUCCUAAGAAGGAAGUUUGCUCUGAAGGAAGAAGAUUUCAGUAGAAAAGGAAACUGACAGCACUCAGCUCUGCACACUCAGUCUCCUGCUCCUGGAAUUCCUUCAGUAGCUGCCUUCCUCACCGCAGAUGUUUCUGUCUCUCCAUCAGAAGUUUUCUGCAACAGUCUUGCCGAAAGCUAGAGCUUGGACUGAAAGAGCUGGAUUAUAUGUUUCCCAUCUUCAAACCUUAGCAGAAGCUAAGGCCUGUUGUGAGCUGAGAGACUUGUUACAGGUAAAUGUAUAGAUUGGAAUGUUUUGGUCUAAAGGCUGAGCUAGAAGUUUCUGGUUUUUCCUUGCCCCUGUGUGAAAAUAGGUCCUGAAUGACUUACUUCACUGCAUAAGACCCUAUAACUGGUCUUACCGGACACUUUGUGCCCAGCUGUCACUUACUCUUAGCAGCUUUCUUGCAGCAGAGAGAGCUAUCAGUGUUUAUGUACAUGUUCACAGGGCAGGAAAAAUCUUAUGCUGCACCAUCACAAACCAACACCAAUGUCCAGCAAUCACCCUCUUCCCAUGUCUAACACCACCUAGAUGUAGAGGUCGGCCCUCUGGACCAGCUGACAUUUGGGCUGCUUCUGGGAGGCCUGGGCUGUUUUUUUCUUAAAUAUAUUUUGUAAUACUGUACAACCAAAUAUACCCUCCAAGGCCCCACUGACUGAACUCCUGCUCUUCCAUGGACUUUAGUUCAAGCCCAGUAGGAAACAGAAAUGGAGAGGGGAAAGAGAAUAACAUCUUUCUUUGAGGCCCUUGACUGCUUCUUUGCAUUGGGCCAAGGAGGUUUGUAUCCACACCAUGCAUGACUCAGAUGCCCUCAGGUCCCUUUUCUGCAGUAUGUAUCCCGUGUGUGUUUGGGUUGAAGUACUACCUGACAUUAAAGGAUUUGGCAAGAUACUGCAUUUGCUGUGUCCAUCUCUGAGUUACAAUCACCUGAUGUACCCAAUGGGUAUAGGAUUCCUGUUAAUUUUGUAGUAUAUGAACUUUCAUAAUAGGCUCCUGACGUACCCCUUUUCCUUUUAAAGUCCUGCUUUUUAUUAAAAAAAAAAAAAAAA